CUGACUAUAAUCCACCAAGUGCCCACCAGGAUAAGGAAGGAUCGGAGCGGCGAGCUCCCCGCAGGCACGGUCGGCCGCCAAGCAGCCACGAGUCCCAUCAUGUCUCGAUUAUUACCUUCACUUCUUGAGCGGCCUUCCCUAGGUUUGCACUACACUCAGCCACUCAGGGCUCCUUAUUGACAUGAACACCGCGUCGGCAGCGCUGCUGUUCCUUGCACACUGCCUUCUGCUGCUCAUGGGGUCUGAGGCGGGAGGCGUGUUCGACCACGGGCGCCACCGCGUCAGCCUCUCCCGGGUCGACGAGGCCAGGGCGCCGUCGAGGUGCGGGGGUGGCGCGCCGGCCCAGCCCGGCGCGGGCACGCUGCCGCCCAAGCCGCUGCUCGUCGCCGCGCCGCAUGAGACCGGGGAGUACCCGGUGCUCGUCUUCCUGCACGGCUACCUCGUCGUCAACUCCUUCUACUCGCAGCUGUUCCAGCACAUCGCCUCCCAUGGCUACAUCAUCGUCGCACCUCAGUUGUACACGAUAUCCGGGCCCGACACCACAGAGGAGAUCAAUGCGGCGGCGGCCGUCAUCGGCUGGCUCCCCAGCGGCCUCUCCUCCGCGCUGCCGCCCGGCGUCCGCGCGGCCGUCACCAAGGUGUCCGUCUCCGGCCACAGCCGCGGCGGCAAGGUGGCCUUCGCGCUGGCGCUGGGCCACGCCAAGCUCGCCCUCCCUCUAGCCGCGCUCGUCGCCGUGGAUCCCGUGGACGGCAUGGGCGUGGGCAGGCAGACGCCGCCGCCGAUCCUCACGGGCAGGAGCCGCUCCCUCCGUGUCUCGGCGCCGGCCAUGGUCAUCGGCUCGGGGCUCGGCGAGCUGCCCCGGGGCCCGCUGCUCCCGCCGUGCGCGCCCCGGGGCGUCAGCCACGCCGCGUUCUACGCCGAGCUGGACCGCGCCGCGGCGCCGGGGGCGUGCCACCUGGUGGCCGCAGACUACGGGCACACGGACAUGAUGGACGACGACACGCCGGGCGCCAGGGGGAUGCUCACGCGCGCGAUCUGCAGGAGCGGCGGGGCCAGGGCGCCCAUGCGGCGGUUCGUGGGCGGCGCCGCCGUCGCGUUCCUGGACAAGUGGGUGCGUGGAGACGGCGCGGCGAUGAACGGCAUCAGGGCGCGGCCGGAGCAGGCGCCCGUGGCGCUGUCCGUCGUGGAGUUUCUCGACGAGGAGGCAGUGGCGCCGACAGAGUAGCUUGCAGGAUCUGUCAUCUGCAGGACUGUGACGACAGAAAUUUGACACGUCGGAAUUACAGGUUGAUAAGAUGAAAAGGACAUGCGUAGAUUUUUGUAGAAAGCGUACACGGAGGAUUUGUAGACUCUACUCUCGUGACUGCUUUAUUUGCUCCAGUAGCAGCAGUGUAGCACUGGGGUGAUAAAAACGUAAUAUCUAACGCUAA
Molecule: messenger RNA, 1430 nt
Organism: Panicum hallii
Lineage: Eukaryota; Viridiplantae; Streptophyta; Magnoliopsida; Poales; Poaceae
Product: chlorophyllase-2, chloroplastic-like
Exons: 2
Coding region: 182-1225 (347 amino acids)
Biological process (GO): chlorophyll catabolic process
Molecular function (GO): chlorophyllase activity
Source: RefSeq, a predicted model, not a curated record